ACGCGCACGCCGCGGCUCGAGCUCUUCCCGCUUUGAGCUCGAGGACUGUUCGGUGGAUGACAGUUUGUUUUCACAGGGCCCUGUCUGAAAACAAGAACGAGCGCUUGCACCUUCAGCCACGGGAACCGAGUCUGUUUUCGUCAAGAUGAGACCGCUUAUUCUCAAAUGUACGCGUUUGGUGAGAAGCGUGAGCCACAGGAUGUGAAUCCCGACGACCUGUCUGUGUACAACAGCUGUAGCCGAGCCGAGGGAAAGAGUGCAGUUCAAACAGGCAUGAGGCUGUUGGCCUCCUCGCCACACCGACUACAACAAACACACGUUGUCCCGAUGGAGUUUUAACCCCUGCUGGAGUACACACUGCUUGGUCCACCGAGGCUGGUGAAGAAACACGGGUAUGUAUGAGCACACGCAGAUAUAACCGCCCCUCCCUUUGGUUCGACGCCAGAACUACCCUCGAAUAACGAACAAAACACAAGAGCGAUAGAAAGAGAGUGAGAGACUGAGGGUCCCAUGUGCCAUUGGGCAGCGGGGCUUUCGCCAUGAGCAGUACUCUGGGCAAAGAUAAAGACUCUAAGGAGAGAGAACCCAAAGCUGAAGGGAAAUCCAAAACCAAAGGGAAAGAUGCCAAAGACGGGAAGAAAGACACGAGCGGCGCUUCGCCCGCGGUGGCCUUCACUUUGGACAGCACGAUAAAGCGACCCAACCCACCGCCCAGCACGCGCAAAAAAGCCAGCAAUGCAGAGGUCAGCAAGGAACUGAACAAGUGCCGAGAGGAGAACUCGAUGCGCCUGGAUCUGUCCAAGAGAUCCAUCCAUCUGUUGCCCUCCUCCAUCAAGGAGCUGACCCAGCUGACCGAGCUCUACCUGUACAGCAACAAGCUGCAAAGCCUGCCGGCCGAGGUGGGAUGCCUGUCGGGGCUGAUGACGCUGGCGCUCAGCGAGAACUCUCUCACCAGCCUGCCUGACUCGCUGGACAACCUGAAGAAGCUGCGUAUGCUCGACCUGCGGCACAACAAGCUGCGGGAGAUCCCAGCUGUGGUCUACCGCGUCACCUCCCUCACCACGCUCUACCUGCGCUUCAAUCGGAUCACCACCGUGGAGAAGGACAUCAAGAAUCUGUCCAAACUCACCAUGCUCAGCAUCCGAGAGAACAAGAUCAAACAUCUGCCUGCAGAGAUCGGUGAGCUGUGUAACUUGAUCACGCUGGAUGUAGCCCACAACCAGCUGGAGCACCUUCCUAAAGAGAUCGGGAGUUGCACUCAGAUCACCAACCUUGACCUGCAGCACAACGAGCUUCUCGACCUACCGGAGACUAUAGGUAACCUGUCGAGUAUAAACCGUCUGGGUCUGCGGUACAACCGUCUGUCAGCGAUCCCUCGAUCUUUAUCGAAGUGCCGAGAGCUGGAGGAGCUCAACCUUGAAAACAACAACAUCUCAGUGUUACCAGAGGGUCUUCUCUCCAGUUUGGUGAACCUGACGAGUCUGACGCUGGCACGAAACUGUUUCCAGUCUUACCCAGUGGGCGGACCGUCCCAGUUCUCCACCAUCUACUCACUCAACAUGGAGCACAACCGUAUCAACAAGAUCCCUUUCGGCAUCUUCUCUCGAGCCAAAGUGCUCAGCAAACUCAAUAUGAAGGACAACCAGUUAACGUCUCUUCCGCUGGAUUUUGGGACAUGGACCAGUAUGGUAGAGCUAAACCUGGCAACAAACCAGCUUACCAAGAUUCCAGAGGACAUCUGUGGACUGGUGUCCUUAGAGGUCCUCAUAUUGUCCAACAAUCUCCUGAAGAAGUUGCCUCAUGGGAUAGGAAACUUACGGAAACUGCGCGAGCUUGACUUUGAGGAGAACAAACUGGAGUCGCUCCCAAACGAGAUCGCCUACCUUAAGGAUCUGCAGAAACUUGUGUUGACCAAUAAUCAGCUGAACACUUUGCCGAGAGGAAUCGGUCACCUGACCAACCUGACAUACCUGGGCUUGGGAGAGAACCUGCUGCAGCACCUACCUGAGGAGAUCGGUACACUGGAGAACCUGGAGGACCUGUACCUGAACGACAACCCUAACCUGCACAGUCUGCCGUUCGAGCUGGCGCUUUGCAGUAAGCUGUCCAUCAUGAGCAUCGAGAACUGCCCCCUCAGCCACCUCCCGCCGCAGAUCGUCGCCGGAGGCCCGUCCUUCAUCAUCCAGUUCCUCAAGAUGCAGGGUCCCUACCGCGCCAUGGUCUGAGACGGCUCACACACGACGUUACCUUCGUCGCCAUUAUAUCUAGGACAAGAAACUGCGUAACUGGCUUCCUAUCGGUGGAAGAGUCAAAGCCAGUUAGGUCUCCUUAGAAAACAAUGUCUAGACUUCACUUGCCAAAAUCAGUGUACAUUAGUGAUUCUGAAGAGGCGCUCUUAAAAAAAAAAAAGUUUGUCAUUUUGCCAAUUUAUUGAAAGUCAUUACAGGGGUUUCGACGCCAGGAAACAGUUGUAUGCAAAAACAGAACAUUUCAUUUUUGCUGCUCCCGCCAUACUGUAUGUGAGAGGUUUUAUGUUUUUUUUGUCAUCCCACAACCAAAAGAUUUGUAUUGUACAGAGCACCUGUUUUGGAAGCAGUGAACAAAUUUUAGUUCUUCUUUUUUUGUAUUACUAUUAAUUAAUUGUUAUUAUUCUAGAAUCGUGCCUAUUCAGUGCAGUUGGGUGGUUUGUGUCUGAACAUUAUUAUCCGAGACGUUUUUAAUGCAACAAGGAUGAAUUUACAAAAGUAUAAUUUAUUCCGUAAUUCAU
Molecule: messenger RNA, 2767 nt
Organism: Carassius carassius (crucian carp)
Lineage: Eukaryota; Metazoa; Chordata; Actinopteri; Cypriniformes; Cyprinidae
Product: leucine-rich repeat protein SHOC-2-like
Exons: 9
Coding region: 540-2225 (561 amino acids)
Molecular function (GO): protein binding
Source: RefSeq, a predicted model, not a curated record